AUGUUCGGAUCAAAGAAGUAUAAAGGGAAAGAUAGCGGAAGUUUGCGAAGUUUCCGGCCAGAAAAUGGUCACCAUCACCAUCAUCAUCAUCAUGUCUUCUCUAGUUUAUCAAUUCGAUCAUUGCCAGAAACGGAUUGUACAAGCUUACCGGAAACAAGUAGAGCAGUAAUGGAACCUAAUUAUUAUGAAGUUAAUCGGAUGAAUGAUGAUCAAGUUAAUGCCGCAUUUGCUGAAUUGCUUAAACAAAUGAAUAUAAAAGAUGAGAAAUUUCGUGCCUUAUUAGCUGAUAAUGAUAUGGAAAAGAAGCGACAGAUGGUUUGUCAAUCUCAGCGACUUAAUAUGGCUACUCAAGAGAAUUCCAAGCGACCGAUUGAUCUGAUUCGACGUGUUGAAAGAAUGUUGGUAUCGGGAGAAGAAGCUAGGCUGAUGAAGGAUGUAUUGAAAGACUUGAAAGUCCAGCUUAGUGUUCAGAAAGUGGAUUGGAUUAAAGAGUUCGGCAAUCAAGGUGGUCUUCAGUUAUUAUUCCACAUAAUGUAUAAUCUUAUCGAAUCCCUACGGUUAUCAGAAAAUUCUGAACGGGAAGAAGAAUAUGCUUUGCAAUUGCAUGACAGUGUCAAAUGUUUGAAAUCCGUUGUCAAUACAUGGCCUGGAAUGGAAAUGUGCUUUAGACGUCAAUCGAAAAUGUUUUCAUGUUUGGUUGGAAUACUUUCCGUGGCUUCUGGAAAGCCAUCCUUGGAUCAUUGGGAUUCACUGAAAUUUGUAACAGUGAGUCUCUUGGGCGUCGUGGCUUUUGUUAAUGAUGACAAAUUUGAACUCAAAGGACGUGAGACGCUCUUACAAGCCUUAACCGAAGAAGCUCGAUUACGAAAAUGUGACAGGUUUAGCUGUAUUGUUAGCUGUCUGAAUAAGUCGAAUCGCCUCGAUGUAGUGAAGAAAGCUAUGACAUUGGUAAAUGUAAUGCUGGAUGUGCCGGAACCAGAUGAUACAACUACUGAGGAAGGUCGUGCGUCCGCAGAAGGUGCCUGGCAAAUUCGGAUGCAUUGGAGAAGUGAAUUCAUGCGUGCUGGAAUGUACGAUUGCGUUCAAUUUUUGGAAAGUUGCACUCUAGAAGCAAUCAAGAAGCAGUAUGAUAAUUUCUGUCGGAUCAAAGAAGCUGACUUUGCUGAACUUGUAAAUCGAUUUGAACAAAUAAAAGGUGAAUAUGAAGAGCCGGACUGCUGCUAUAGCAUUUUGCUAGCUGGUGUAAAGAACACUAGAGCUGAAGGACCAUUUUUGAGCAUUCUACAACAUCUUCUUCUAGUAACCGACGACAUUGGCGUGAGGACAGAGUAUUUUCGACUGAUUGAGAAUUGCAUCUCAGAAAUCGUUCUGCCGAAAACAUGUGUGGAUCCCGAUUUCCGUGGGAAAUUCGAAUUUACUCAAGAUAUCACCCAUUUUCUUGACACGUUGGAAGAUGGCGAAGAAGGAAGGCAGGCUAAUAAACGUGUGGAAAUAGCUACGCAAGCAAAAAAUGAAGCCUUAGCCAAAUUGAGCCAAUAUUAUAGAAGGAUGGAAGAGUUUGCUAAUGAGGCAGAGCAGCUCAGAAAGCAUAUAAAUGAUCCAAAUGCACCACUUCCUCCACCAACAAGCCGUUUACCGCCACCAGAUACCUGUGCCGAAGUAUUAGAUAAGUUAAAUGUCGUAACAGGAGGUCCACCUCCAGCACCUGGCCACCAAAUUGCUCCUCCACCACCACCGCCACCUCCACCUCCACCUCCACCUUUGCCUCCAUCUCUUCUACCGUCUGGAAGUUGUCCUCCUCCACCACCACCACCACCGCCACCGCUAUUGCUAGGUGGACAAGGUCCACCUGGACUGCCACCACCUGGACUCUUGAAUAAAGUGGUAAGUCCUGAACUACCGGAAUAUCUAAAGAAAAAACCGCGUCGUGAAGUCAAUGUAGCAAUGAAAAAAAUUCCAUGGAGCUCAGCAACGAUCAAACCCAAAGAAAUCAGUAAAGACUCUUUUUGGGCGCAAACAGCGGAAGAGAAAUUCGCGAAUGAACGAUUGUUUGAAACACUGAAAAAAAAAUUUGCAGCGAAUCGACAGAGUAUCAUUGCUGAGUCUGAUUCAACAGCAAGUGGAAGGAGUUUGCCGAAGAAGAAAGUCCGUAAACCACUCGUCAUACAAGACGAAAAAAUUUUGCAAACUCUUGCCAUUUUGCAAGGAUCACAGAAGAUACCGCUAGAGGAGUGGAAACGGAUUUUGUUGGAAAUUGAUGAUCGAGUAAUAUCUUCGGGAACAAUGCAACAGCUGAGAAAUGCUUUGCCACCAACUGAUACGUUGAAGAAACUUCAGGAUUUAGCUAGUAACAAAUUCAAUGAGAUGCCUGAAGGUGAACAGUUUGCUGCAACACUAGCUUCAAUAAAAGGAUUGCCUGCAAGAUUGGAUUCUAUGAUUUUCAUGCUCGAAUUUGAUAAAACUCUUAGCGAUUUAAAACCGACAAUAUCUGCUGUGAUAGAAGCAUGCGAUGAAGUUCGGAUGUCACCUGGCUUCAAGAUGUUUCUAGAAAUGGUUCUUUUGGUUGGAAAUUACAUGGGACACUCAUCGAAAACAUAUAAGGACAUAUUCGGAUUUGAAAUGAGUGUACUGAAAAAGUUAAGUGGUACGAAAGAUAUAAACAAUAGUGAGUCACUUUUGCACUACCUCGUAAGUUGUAUGUCUACCGAAGCGAAUGGUCUAUAUGCAAACUUUCCGAAAGAUGAAUUCCUCCAUGUUGAUAAAGCUUCACGCGUCAAUGCGGACGAAGUAGCUAAAGGCGUUAACGCUCUAAAAAAUGCUCUCAAUAAAGUCGAGAAUCAGCUGAAGACGUUUGUCAGGCAAGCAGAAAAUGAUUUGUUCCCUGAAAAAAUGGGUCCGUUCCUAUCAAAGGCAAAAACAGAAUGCGAAAUUGUAGAAAAAAUGUAUAACACGAUGAACGCAAAAUGGGAGUCUUUGAGGAAAUAUUAUUCAUUUGACCCGAAAAAAUACAACAUGGAAACAUUUUUCAGUGAUUUGAAAUUGUUUAAAGAAGAUUACGAGAAAGUAAUUCAUGACAUGGAGAAAAUGCGUGAAGUAAAAGAACGUGAGGAACAAAGGAAGAAAAGACUACCAUUAAAGCCCUUGCAACCAGGAGUUGCAGCAUCUCCACUGAAUCGCACUGUGGCAAUCGAAGGGAUCCUGAAAACAGGAAAACAGGAUUUGGGUGUUGUGGAUGAAAUUGAGAAGAUACUAGAAGCAGGAUAUUUAGAAGGAACAGAAAGAAGGACGCCAAGGAGAACACCACGUACCCGUGCUGGUCGUGCUGCAAUGGAACGACAACGCUCGCGUGUUUCUGAAGAACAUAUGUCAGUGUUAUCCGGCAGUUCUGGAGCAUCACAGCUUCCAACACAGUAUCGAAUACGAAGAAAAGGGCAGCCAACAUUACUUGUACAGGCAGGUGCGGUAUCGUUAUUGCCGAAAGAAAAUGAAAAGCCAUAA
Messenger RNA from Brugia pahangi, 3498 nucleotides. NCBI's taxonomy places the organism in Eukaryota, Metazoa, Nematoda, Chromadorea, Rhabditida, Onchocercidae. The record is from the annotation of a GenBank genome assembly.